Molecule: messenger RNA, 2545 nt
Organism: Jatropha curcas
Lineage: Eukaryota; Viridiplantae; Streptophyta; Magnoliopsida; Malpighiales; Euphorbiaceae
Product: subtilisin-like protease SBT3.8
Biological process (GO): proteolysis
Molecular function (GO): serine-type endopeptidase activity
Source: RefSeq, a predicted model, not a curated record
CUUUCCUCUUAUCCAUCAAAUGGCUUUAAUAUAUCUACGUACGCUAUAAUACAUAACUAGCUUAUAAAACUGAUAAUUUACCAUGGAAAUCUAAAAUCCCAUGAUCACUAUGUUCAUGUCUAUUAUAAAGAUUAUCUGAUGGAUACCAACUUGAAAAAUUGGAGAGGAUCAAGAAAAAGCCAUUUGCUUGUGAUUUUAGCUCUAUUUUUAUUUCAACACCAUCUUCAUAUUUUUGAAAUAUAUGUUCAGGCCACUAAGAAGGUGCAUAUUGUGUACAUGGGAGAGAAGUAUGAAGAUCCAGCAACUACCAAAAAGUUUCACCAUAAAAUGCUGUCAACCUUGUUAGGGAGCAAGGAAGCAGCAAAAAGUUCCAUUCUCUACAGCUAUAGACAUGGCUUUUCUGGAUUUGCAGCAAGGCUAUCAGAAUCUCAGGCAGUAAAAAUUGCAGACUUUCCUGGUGUCAUCCGAGUAAUUCCAAAUAGCAUUCACAAGCUCCACACAACUAGAAGCUGGGAAUUCAUUGGGCUCAAUCAUCAUUCCUCGAGAAAUCUAUUAACACAAAGCAACAUGGGUGAAGGAACUAUCAUUGGUGUCAUAGAUUCAGGAAUUUGGCCAGAGUCCAAAAGUUUUAAUGAUCAAGGGAUGAGGCCUGUCCCGUCUCAUUGGAAAGGAAUAUGUCAAGGGGGAGAACAUUUUAACUCAUCCAACUGCAAUAAAAAACUCAUUGGGGCUCGUUGGUUCAUAAAAGGAUUCAAGGAUGUGAUUAGUAAGCCUGUUAACACAACUAAUAGUAUGGAGUUUCUAUCACCCCGGGAUGGAAGUGGCCAUGGCACUCACACGGCUUCAACAGCAGCUGGCUACUUCGUAGAAAAAGCAAGCUAUAAGGGACUAGCUGCAGGUGUGGCCAGAGGAGGAGCACCUCUUGCUCACUUAGCAGUAUACAAGGUUUGUUGGGACAUUGAAGGUGGAGGAUGCUCUGAUGCUGAUAUUCUAAAAGCGUUUGAUAAAGCCAUACAGGACGGAGUGGAUGUACUAUCAAUCUCAAUUGGAAAUGAAAUUCCUUUAUUCUCUUAUGUAGAUCAGCGUGAUUCAAUUGCAAUUGGUUCCUUCCAUGCAAUAUCAAAUGGAAUCCCUGUGAUCUGCUCUGCAGGAAAUGAUGGUCCAAACUCACAAACAAUUGUGAACACUGCACCUUGGCUCAUCACUGUUGCAGCCACUACGAUUGACAGGGCUUUUUCAACAGCAAUUACUCUUGGAAAUAACAGAACACUACGGGGAAAAUCUAUUGAUGUAAGCAAACAUAGCCAUGGGUUUUUUGGCCUUACGUAUUCUGAACGCAUAGCUGUUGACCCCACAGUUGACUCUGCUAAGGAUUGUCAACUUGGAAGUCUGAAUGCAACAUUAGCAGCAGGGAAGAUCAUUCUGUGUUUCUCAAAAUCAGAUGCACAGGAUAUAGUUGCUGCAUCAAUAUCUGUGUUCAAAGCAGGAGGGAUAGCACUCAUAUUUGCACAAUAUCAAAAUGAUGGACUUAAACCCUGCAAAUUGAUUGCAUGUGUUAAAGUAGAUUACGAAAUGGGAACACAAAUACUUUCUUAUAUUAGAAAAGCAAGGUUUCCAAUUGCAAAGUUGAGUUUUCCCAAGACUGUAAUUGGCGAACAGGCAUCUCCACAAGUUGCACCAUUCUCAUCCAGAGGACCAAGUUCGAUUUCCCCAGCAGUGCUAAAGCCUGACAUAGCUGCCCCAGGCGUGGAUAUAUUAGCUGCAUAUGGACCGGCUGCGAAAAAUGAAAAUGACCACACCUAUGCUUUGCUAUCAGGCACAUCGAUGGCUUGUCCCCACGUAGCAGGAAUAGUGGCUCUCAUAAAAUCUAUACACCCGAACUGGUCUCCUGCAGCCAUACGAUCAGCUCUCGUCACCACAGCUUCCCAAACCGGUACGGAUGGAAUGAACAUAUAUGAGGAAGGCCCCACCCGCAAGCCAGCAGACCCAUUUGAUAUAGGUGGAGGACAAGUUAAUCCUGAGAAGGCAGUUGAUCCAGGGCUUGUUUAUGACAUUAGCACGGAAGACUAUGUUCAAUUCCUCUGCUCCAUGGGCUACAGCAGCUCAUCCAUUAGCAGCUUAACCAAGGCCGCCAUAAACUGCAAGCAAAACUACCACAUUAAGUUGAAUCUGAACCUCCCUUCUAUCACUAUCCCAAAUCUAAACAGAAAAUUAACGGUGUCGAGAAAGGUGACAAAUGUUGGAACCAUAAAUUCGGUGUAUAAAGCAAUAGCGCAGGCUCCAUUCGGCAUAAGGAUGACAAUAGAGCCACAAAUUUUAAGCUUCAACUCGACCACCAAAAGUGCUUCCUUUGAAAUUACCUUCUUUUCGACUCAAAAAGUGCAGGGAUAUUACAAAUUUGGGAGCUUGACAUGGACCGAUGGCAAGCAUUUCGUUAGGAGUCCAAUAGCAGUAAGGGAUAUUAAAUCAUAUGCAGAUGUAUGAAAUUGCGGAAAUAUUGAAUGCUAUGCAUUAUGCAAUAAAGAAAUUUUAGCGAAUUUGAUAA